AACGUCAUCAUAAAGCGACAACAUAUGACUUCUUAUGGUAAUAUUGAUAAUAACGCUCAACAUUUAUUUUUUGAUGCUAUGAUGUGAUUUGGUAAAUUAUGCGAACUAAUUUUACAUGCAAAUUUUAUCCUAAAGCAACUUAAAAAAUAAAAAGUCGCAGGAAGUCGUUUCUCCGUUUGUAAACACAUGGCUCGUUGUCGCGUCUGAAACUCAAUUAUGCCAAAACUCCUCGAUAUAAAGUUUCCAGGGGAAUGUAAGACUCUUCCCGAGGGCUUUUGGUCAGCCGUAGACGUGUGGAUAAAGAAACCUCACGUUGUAAACAAGCGUCUUUGCGGAAGUAGAGAGACGGAGAGUGAAGAUGUGGGUAGAGAGGCUCUGCCUUUCCUGCUGGAUGAUCCUGAACUCUCUCAGGAUGUGUUGUCCUUCCUGACCAGCGGCCCUUCACCGGCACAGACCCACGACAAGGAAAAACCCUGGUCUUCCAGUGUCAGAACAAUUAUCCCGAAAGUAAACUCUUACGGGACAACCCGGCAUAAAGAGGUUAUACUCAAAGACUUUGGCAGACAACAAGUCACGUUUCUUCCAUUUGAAGAGGAUUCAGAAGGGCAGGUGUCUCUAAAGAGAGGCAACAUUUAUCAGUUUCAGCUGCUCCAUCAGGACCGUGAGGGAUGGGCCUUGGAGCUGCGUGCGCUGACUCCAGAUGCGUGGUUCUCUGAUGGCGUGGCGUACCCAAAGCUGCCCUGGCUCUCCACUGAUCUGCUACCCAAGCUGGUGCGCUGGGCUGCCGAGUGCAAGAGCAGCGAGUUCAGGAGCACCUUGUCUCUGCUGCCGGUGGAGAAGUACAGCCUCAUGUACCAGCAGCUGAAGGAGAAGUACAAGGCCAUGGUGAAGGUUUGGCCUGAGGUUACAGAUCCUGAGAAGUUUGUCUAUGAGGAUGUUGCCAUUGCUACGUAUCUCCUUGUGCUGUGGGCUGAGGAGCGAGCAGAGAAAGGUCUCACCGCCAGACAGUCCUUUGUGGACCUGGGCUGUGGAAACGGCCUCCUGGUUCACAUUCUGGCCAAUGAAGGGCAUCCUGGAAAAGGCAUCGAUGUUCGGAAGAGGAAGAUCUGGGAGAUGUACGGCCCCCAGACUCUGCUAGAGGAAAACGCAAUUACCCCCAGUGAGAGCUUCUUAUUCCCGGGUACGGACUGGCUGAUUGGGAACCACUCAGACGAGCUCACACCGUGGAUCCCCGUUAUAGCAGCCAGGUCUUCUUACUCCUGCCGGUACUUUGUCCUCCCCUGUUGUUUCUUUGACUUCUAUGGAAAAUACCAGCGGCGGCAGUGUAAGAAGUCUCAGUAUAAGGAAUACAUCGACUUCAUCACUGAGGUCAGUCAAAUCAGUGGCUUCAACACAGAAGAGGACUGCCUGAGAAUACCAUCCACCAAACGGGUGUGUCUGGUGGGGAAGUCAAGAAACUACCAGCUAUCUGAUGAGGCCGAGGCUGAGCAGCAAAGAGCUCAUUACAUCCAGGGCCGCCAGACCGUCUCUGGGGUCACAGUUCAAGAAUCAGAUGUCAGAAAUGACGUAGACUGUUGCCCUGGGAACAAAGGAAUUGACAGGACCCUCGGGAGCAGCUGGGGAGCCGGGUUCCAGCCCAGAGACAGGGUUGAAACGGUUCGAAACUGUGCUGCUCUCCCGCGGGACUUUGUUGACGGUAUUGUCCUGCGGGUGGCUAAUUUUCUUCUAGGAAUGACUGAGGAUGACGGCGGGGGGUCGUCCUGUGGCUGGAACCAAGGAGGCAGCCUCUCCGUGAGCGAGGUCGCCGGGCUGUUGGAGCAGGAAACCCUGCAGCUCCUGAAGAAGGAAUGUGGAGGCCUUCAGACGUUGCUCAAGAACAACCACCAAGUCUUUAGAGUGGAGGGAGGGCGGGUGUACAUAAGAGACUGGCGGGACAGGAAGUCCUCCAGAGUGGAUACCAAGAGGAAGCCCGUUGCCCCUGGUGCCCUGAAAACUCGUCCUUGCUGGUUUCACGACCACCACCCUCAGCGCUGCCCCCUGCAGGCUGAACACUGCGCCUUCGCACACGGACCUGAUGACCUACGACCCUCAACCAGACCUCUGAAGUGGAUAAAAAACGAUGCCUUUCUUUAACUGAACUCAUUUAUUUCUUUGUUUUUUUUAAAUUGAGGAAUAACUUUUCUAAUUAACUGUAUUCACUCUGUCCAUCAAUGGUUGAACCUGCUGUAAAAAGUCCCCACGUCCAGCCGUGCAGCCACAAUGAGGAAGAAGCUCAGGUCCAAGCAGUUUUAUUGAUGUGGAGUUGCAUCAUUUCAGGGGAUUGAGGUCUUGACAGUAUCCCCUCUCUUUUCUGUGCGAUGUUUCGUAGUGCAGUUUUAAGCUUAUCUGUUGGAUCUCUGGGUCAUGUUGACUGCUGAACUUUAAUUUCAAAGGAUUAUUUAGUCUUUCUUCUUGUUUUAAGAAGUGGACUUUUGUAAAGCUCAGAAAACUGCAUACUUACUGUAUAUUAAAGUGUAUUUAAAGCUA
Molecule: messenger RNA, 2526 nt
Organism: Micropterus dolomieu (smallmouth bass)
Lineage: Eukaryota; Metazoa; Chordata; Actinopteri; Centrarchiformes; Centrarchidae
Gene: trmt44
Product: tRNA methyltransferase 44 homolog
Exons: 11
Coding region: 217-2133 (638 amino acids)
Biological process (GO): tRNA methylation
Molecular function (GO): metal ion binding; tRNA (uridine) methyltransferase activity
Source: RefSeq, a predicted model, not a curated record